This is a messenger RNA of Armigeres subalbatus, 5178 nucleotides long. RefSeq lists its product as uncharacterized. The transcript is spliced from 3 exons. Lineage: Eukaryota; Metazoa; Arthropoda; Insecta; Diptera; Culicidae. The coding region runs from base 1 to 5178 and encodes 1725 amino acids. Gene Ontology annotation, biological process: DNA integration. Gene Ontology annotation, molecular function: nucleic acid binding; zinc ion binding. The record is from RefSeq and is a predicted model, not a curated record.
AUGAAGCCCGUUACCAGGAACGCGGAUUCCCUGAAGAACCUGACGACGAGGCUGAAGGGGUUAAAGUUAUCUUUAAGUAACAUUAGCCAGUAUGUUAAGAACUUUAAGGAGGGUACCCCUGUCGCUCAAAUCAAUGUUCGUCUCGAAAAGUUAGAUAGUUUGUGGGUUCAGAUAAGUGAGGCAAUCUGGGAAAUACAAGCGCACGAGGACUUCACGGAGCCCGAAAGUUUGCAGAGGGAGCAGUUGGAGGUGGAGAACCGCUACUACGAUGCGAAAUCGUUUCUGGAGAGGAGAGGAGAGGAGAGGUUCAAAACAAUUCCGUCCAGAACCAGUCUAUUCGCCCUGGAGAUGCCACUCUACAUGAGUUUCGACGGGAACAUCGACGACUGGCUCAGCUUCAGGGAUCUCUACACGUCUCUGAUCCAUGAGAAGCCAGACCUACCCGAUGUGGAAAAAUUCCACUACCUCAAGGGGUGCUUAGCAGGCGAAGCUAAGGCACUGAUAGAUCCGCUAAAGAUCACCAGGGACAACUAUCAGGUUGCUUGGAAGUCGUUGCUAAAACGCUACAACAAUAGCAAGCUCUUACGGAAGAAGCAAGUGCAGGCUCUCUUCAAACUGCCGUCCCUCACCACGGAGUCAAUCGCGGAUCUUCACAGGCUGGUCGACGGAUUCGAUCGUGUGAUUUUGACCCUGGAUCAGAUCAUCCAACCGGCCGAGUAUAAAGAUCUGUUGCUGGUCGAACAUCUAAGCGCUCGUCUCGACCCGAGCACACGGCGGGGAUGGGAGCAUUCGUCGACGAAGGAGCAGGACACCAUAUUAAGGGACUUACUGGAGCUCCCGCAGCGGAGAAUCCAAAUUCUCGAAGCUCUACCAGUGAAGGCGGAGUCAAAAGUUGUCGAGCAGUCGCUACCACCCAGGAGAAGGCCGUUUUCAUCGAAGGUCAGCAACAACGCCGUCCAGUCCAACAACGCUAAGUGUCCCUCGUGUGCGCAGAUACAUGGACUUCAUACGUGUCCAUCCUUUUUGAAGUUGUCGUUGUCCAGUAGGGAAUCAUUCUUGCGUGCGGAAUCCCUCUGCCGCAAUUGUCUCAAGCGUGGUCAUCUGGCUCGGGAAUGCACUUCAAAAUUCUCCUGUUGGCAUUGUAAGGGUCGACACCAUUCGUUACUUUGCUUCAAGGGAGGAGAACGCAAGGGUAGCCAAGGAUCCCCCAGGAGAUCGAGUUCAGGAGGGAGUCCGAAACGGGGUAGUACAAGCGCAAGGUCGAGGGCAGCGAAUGCUUCAGCGGUCGAAUCUACUUCUUCCAACGCGGCGCAGUGUGGGUCAUCCCAAGUUCUUUUGGCUACAGCUGUCGUAGUGAUCGAAGACGAUGUAGGAUGUCGCUACCCAGCACGAGCACUUCUGGAUUCAGGGUCAGAGUGCAACUUUAUCUCCACUAAACUAUGCCAGGCGAUGAGCGUUUCCGUACAGAAAGCCAACAUUUCGAUUCAGGGCAUCGGGCAGUCCGGAAUAAAGGCAUCGCACAAAAUUAAAGCUGUCGUCAAGUCCCGCGUUUCGUCGUACGCUCGAUCUAUGGAGUUCCUUGUGUUACCGAAGGUCACAGCGAGCCUGCCAACGACCACUAUUCAGGCAAGUGGAUGGGACAUACCUGUAGACAUCGAGCUGGCGGAUCCAGAGUUUUUCCGGUCGAGGAAGAUCGAUUUGGUAUUGGGCAUCCAAGCUUUCUUCACCUUCUUCCCGUCAGGAAGUGAAAUUCAAUUAGGCAAGAGCCUGCCUGUAUUGACAGAGUCUGUUUUCGGAUGGAUAGUGACAGGUGAAGUCACAUCGGAUAGUCAGGCGACUAGAUACUCCUGCAACAUGGCAGUGUCGGACGAUCUGGAAGAGAUAAUGGCACGGUUUUGGUCCUGCGAGGAAGUGGGAGCCGUCAACAAACACUCCCCGGAAGAAAGCCGCUGCGAAGAGCUGUUCGAAAACACUGUGAAGCGGGAAACGGAUGGACGUUACACAGUUACCCUCCCAAAGAACACUGAAGUGCUGGCGAAAAUUGGUGAAUCGAAAGACAUCGCAUUGAGGCGAUUACGAGCUGUAGAGCGAAGGUUGGUGAAAGAUCCUGAUCUACAGAGACAGUACAGCGAUUUUAUGACCGAAUAUAUCAAUCUCGGUCACAUGCGAAAGGUGGACGAACCUGAGGAGAAGGCAGUCAAACGGUGUUUUCUGCCACACCAUCCGGUAAUCAAGGAGACUAGCACCACGACCAAGGUGAGAGUGGUAUUUGAUGCCUCCUGUAAGACUUCUACUGGAAUAUCCCUCAACGAUGCGCUGUAUGCUGGACCAGUAGUACAGCAAGAUCUUAGGUCGAUCGUCCUUCAGAGUAGAACUCGUCAGGUGAUGGUGGUUGCUGAUGUCGAGAAGAUGUUCCGGCAAAUCUGGACGAAAUCCGAUGACACUCCGCUACAAUGCAUCCUGUGGACUGGACUAGAUGGCAAGGUUUCUAUAUACGAGCUGCUGACGGUGACGUACGGUACCAAAUCGGCACCAUAUCUGGCUACACGUACUCUGAAGCAACUGGCAUCCGACGAGCGGGAGCGGUUUCCUCUGGCGGCUACGACGAUCGAAGAAGACGUGUAUAUGGACGACGUUAUUUCAGGAGCGGGCGACGUCGAAUCUGCGAUCGAAUUGAGGCGACAACUCGACGCAGCGAUGAUCAGCGGAGGAUUUAAACUGCGAAAGUGGGCUUCUAAUCGUCCGGAAGUACUCGAAGGGAUUCCGAACGAAUGUUUGGCGUUACCGGAUGCAAACGGUAUUGAUUGGGACCAGAACGCGGAGGUGAAAGCAUUGGGCUUAACAUGGCUACCCAAUGUUGAUCGUUUUCGGUACAAGUUCGAGAUUCCUCCUCUCACGGCAAACCAGAUUAUUACGAAGCGGCAAGUGCUGUGUUUCAUAGCGAAGCUUUUCGAUCCGCUUGGUCUGCUCGGAGCAACGAUUACCUCAGCGAAGGUUUUUAUGCAGCGGCUUUGGUGCUUGCAAAACGAGAAAGGUGAAACUCUUCAAUGGGAUGACCCGCUACCCGAAAUGGUGGGUGAGGAAUGGCGAAAGUUUCACGAGCAAAUCCCAGUAUUGAACGAUGUACGGGUUCCACGGUGCGUUAUAGUUCCAGGAUCGGUAUCCGUAGAAUACCACUGUUUUUCGGAUGCUUCGAUAGUCGCAUAUGGUGCGACAAUCUAUGUGAGAAGUCAGAUAGAGGAUGGCUCGGUUUCGGUUCAUCUGUUGACCUCGAAAUCACGGGUGGCGCCGCUCAAGACGCAAUCUCUACCACGAUUGGAACUCUGCGGAGCACUGUUGGCAGCACAACUCUGGGAAAAGGUGGCAGAAUCGCUGAAGAUAGAAGACAGGGUUUAUUUCUGGACGGACUCUACCUGCGUUCUUCAUUGGAUCAAGUCAUCGCCAGGUACUUGGACCACUUUCGUCGCGAGCAGGGUUGCGAAGAUUCAAGGCUUGACGGGAGUAGACAAAUGGAGGCAUAUUCCAGGGAACACCAACCCAGCAGACUUGAUAUCGCGUGGAAUACUACCCAAUAACAUCCGUGACAAUGAACUGUGGUGGCAUGGGCCCACAUGGUUAAAGCAAGACCAUAGGGAGUGGCCUGUAGCCACGGAAGCACCACCGAAGGAAGAAUUGGAAAAGCGACGCAACGUGGUGGUUUGCGCUUCGUCGAAGGAGUCCGAUUUUCUUUCGGAUUAUCUAGUAAGAUUUUCGACGUUCACAAGGUUGAUUCGGAUGACAGCAUACUGGUUGCGCUUCCUGAAUAACCUACGGUGUCCAGCCGCAGAAAGGCAAACGGGAUUUCUAUCUUCGUGUGAGCUACAUCUCGCUGAGCAGCUGAUAAUUCGGAAGGUUCAGGUGGAGUCUUUCCCGGACGAGCUGUGCAAGUUAAAAUCGGGCACGUCAGUAUCACGGAACUCACCUCUACGGUGGUUCAAUCCUCGGGUCGAUGAGAACGACGUUCUGCGAGUCGGUGGACGAUUAGCUCAUUCGGAAGAAUCACUGCAUUCUAAGCAUCCAAUCAUCCUACCGAAAUAUCUGCACGCUGGACCGCAGCUUCUACUUAGUUCAGUUCGACAGCGGUACUGGCCGCUUGGUGGCAGAAAUCUGGCGAAGAAGAUCGUUCAUCAGUGUCAACGUUGUUUCCGGGCUAAACCGAGUACAAUCCAGCAACAAAUGGGAGAACUGCCAGCAGCAAGAGUCUCUGUUUCAAGGCCGUUUUCGAAAACCGGCGUAGACUAUUUUGGGCCGGUAUACUUGAAGGAAGGAAGGGGGCGUAAACCAACGAAAGCGUACGUUGCAAUUUUUGUGUGUAUGGCUACGAAAGCCGUCCAUAUGGAGUUGGUGUCAGAUCUAUCGACGGAGCGGUUCCUGCAAGCUUUGCGAAGAUUCUUUGCGCGCCGUGGGCGCUGUAGUGACGUCUAUUCAGACAACGGUACCAAUUUCGUAGGCGCAAGAAACCAGAUCCGAGAACUUUUCGUGUUACUGAAGGAGGAAAAACACCGAGCCGCUGUAACGAGGGAAUGUGCAGAUGAAGGAAUUUACUGGCACUUCAACCCUCCAAGUGCCCCGCAUUUUGGCGGAUUAUGGGAAGCCGCGGUUCGUUCAGCCAAAUUCCAUAUAUUGAGGGUACUCGGUGGAAAUCCAGUAUCGCAUGAGGACUUCACCACAUUGUUGGCACAAGUAGAAGGAUGCCUUAACUCCAGACCAUUGACGGCGCUAUCCGAUGAUCCGUUGGACUUGGAGUCUCUAACACCGGCGCAUUUCUUAGUCGGAGCAUCACUUCAUGCUUUGCCCGACCCAGAUCUUGGAGACGUCCAGCUAAACCGAUUGUCACGGUUCCAGCUCAUACAGCGACAAUUACAGGACUUCUGGAAACGAUGGCGCCGGGAAUAUCUGUCACAACUUCAAGCUAGAGGGAAGCACUGGCAGCCGGCAAUAGACGUGAAGGUAGGAAGGCUGGUUGUCAUCGUCGAGCCUAACAUACCACCUAUGCAGUGGAAGAUGGGCCGGAUUCAGGAACUACACCCUGGCGCGGAUGGAAUAACUCGAGUGGUAACGCUAAGAACCUCAACCGGGUUCAUGAAAAGACCGGUAGCCAAAUUGUGUAUGCUGCCAUCGCAGAAUCAGGAAGAUUAG